AUGACUUCUGUGGAGGAAGGCGAGACGCCGUCUGAUGACGUGCCGGCGGGAAACCCGGACGAACUAGCCAAGAAUCCUAUCGCUUUGAAAGAGGCACAUGAACAAAUGGCUACUAUGGAUGUUUUAGUAUGUGGCCAGUGUCAUUCAGCAUUCCACUUUGUUGAAGAAUUUAAAGAACACAAAGAUGCUAGUAACUGUACAGGCAAAUCACCUGUAAGAGACAGUAAUGAAAGUAAAGCCCAAGUGUGGGCUUUUCUAUUAUGGAAGUGUUCAUCUGUACGAGAUGGUUCUACAGUCAAUACAGACAAUAGCUGGAAGUUGUACCAGCAAUGGUGUCGCAUGGCAGAGUCACAGCGCACAGCCUGGAUUACAGCCGGGUCCAAUGUUCAGGCACUUUCUAAAUUUGCUCAUGCCAAAGUUAUGGAGUUAAAGACUGAAGACCAACUAGUUCCUGUUCAGACUCCAGCACAAACAGAGAUCAAAAAGCGGGGCAGGCCCAGAAAGUUACCCAAACCUGAGGACUCUGAAACACAGCCCUCAGGCGAGGAAAGUGAUGACAUUGUUAAAGCUAGCCCUGGAAUUAAGGGUGUCCUCAAUAAAAUGCCUAUAACACAAAAUAACAAACCUAAUAAGGAGCUGAGCGAGUCGGUGCGCAACGCGCAGGAGCGCGUGCCGCCCGAGGAGCGCAUCGCGCGCCGCACGGAGCGCGCGGGCGACGCGGCCGAGGCGGGCGAGUACGUCGUGGAGAAGAUCCUCGCCAAGCGCUUCAACCCGCGCCGCAAGCAGUACGAGUACCUGCUCAAGUGGGAGGGCUAUCCGCAUGAACAAAACACCUGGGAACCGGUGGAAAAUAUGGAAACGUGUAAACACUUGUUGGAAGCGUUUGAAAAACAACUAGCUAGACAGAAGGAAUUGAAGGCUCUCAGGGCUCAACAACAACAACAGCAACACCCAGUACAGGUAAAACAGAUGAGCACUCCUUUGCCUCAGGUUGUCAAACAAGUUGUCAAGAAGGAAAGCCCAGCUGUCACACCCUCUGGACGCCUUCAGCGGACAAGUAAAGUUCGUGCGCUUGACCAAGUCAAGGCGUGGUGCGGUGCCGAUGAUGGAGAACCAGCAUCUAAGAAAAUUAAGAAGGAAAUGUCCAGUGAAGAUGAAGACUAUUCCGACCCUGAUUCCACCAAAGCUGACAAGAAAGUGCUCAAUGGACAAUCUUCACCAAAGUCCACUCUGGACCCAGAGCUUGUGAAAUCACUCGGCCUCGGUGGGAAGGGCAUGCCGAAUAUUAAAGGAGUCAUUAAAGUUGACCCUAAGCAUAUGCCUAACCUUACAUCAGGUGUGUAUAUAAUGUCGAAGAGUUCAGGGAUUAUGAAGAUAGACUCGCCUGGCAAAUUGGGACCGGGCCUGAACAUAGACCAAGAAGUAAUUAGGAAACAAAUAUUAGCUGCUAAACAGAAAAAAUUAGAAGAAUCCAAAAAAACUUCGCCAGUUCGUACGCCAAUCGCCUCACAGGUAAAACAGAUUAAAAAAACUUAUGGAUCAGGAGGACAGCAAGUCACCGAAAAGACCAUAAUAACUCCUUCUGGACAGAAAAUUAUUCAACGAACAAUACAGCGACCCUCCGGCGCAGGGGAAGGAAAAUCACCUGUCACUAUUCUCAAUAAGAAACUAGCGCAGGGCGACAGUCUGCUGCGGCGCGGCGGGGCGGGGCGGGGCCGCGGGCGCGCCGGCUACGCCGUGGCCACGGCGGGAGGGAACAUCGUGCGUAUCCGAGACAACAAAACUCCUGUCGCUUUUGAAUUUGACCAGUCUGACGCUUCGUCGGACACGUCGGACGGCAUCGAGGACCCCUUCCCGCGCGAGCUGGGCCCGCUGCCGCCGGCCAGCCCCGAGCGCGAGCUGACGCUGUGCCCCAGCACGGGGCGGCGCCUGGCGCGCGCCGAGGGCGAGCCCACGCCGCCGCCCACGCCCAGCCCGCCGCCCACGCCAGAGCCCGCGCCCACGCCGCCGCCGCACGCCACCAUGCUCAUGAAGGUAGAGAUGUCACCGGGCGGCACGACCGGCAUGCUGGUACAGGGUGAUGGAGCCCAGCCCUCGUUACCGGUGCUCACCGACGAUGAUGGUACGGAAGUAAAAGUAGAAGCGAGUGCAGUAAAACAGCUGUUGGAAGGGGGGGUGGUCGGUGAGGAUGGUGAAGAGGUCGGAUUAUUACACGCCGGACACACUCCCAUUAUGAUCAGGGGGGAAGAUGGAGUGCUUUAUCAGGUUGCGGGUGAAAAUGAAGCCGGUCAGACGUUAUUAGUGGCGGCCGAGGGUGUGGAAGGAGCCGUGGAGGGAGUCGAAGGUGCAGUAGAAGGAGAGGGAGACGUCGUCUACGUAACCAGAGAAGAUGGACAGGACGUGUUGGCGAUCGACCCGUCGCAACUGGCGCAGCUCAUGCCGGGCGGCGCGGCCGCGCCCCCGCUGCAGCAGGUGGCCGUGCAGGUGGAGGGCGAGCCGGGGGAGGACGCCACGCAGGUCAUCGCGCAGCUGCUGCAGGCCGACCUGCCCUCGCCCGGUGGAACAAGGAGAGUAGUGCUUAUGCUACCCGAUGGAAGUUUAACUAUGACAGAACUAGACAAGGAACAAUACGAAUCCAUAACAGAGGCCAGUAAAGCUCAGGAGUAA
Messenger RNA from Arctia plantaginis, 2667 nucleotides. The record is from the annotation of a GenBank genome assembly. NCBI's taxonomy places the organism in Eukaryota, Metazoa, Arthropoda, Insecta, Lepidoptera, Erebidae.